This is a messenger RNA of Salvia miltiorrhiza (redroot sage), 913 nucleotides long. Its product is annotated as protein SOB FIVE-LIKE 5-like. Gene Ontology annotation, biological process: cytokinin biosynthetic process. The transcript is spliced from 2 exons. The record is from RefSeq and is a predicted model, not a curated record. Lineage: Eukaryota; Viridiplantae; Streptophyta; Magnoliopsida; Lamiales; Lamiaceae. Bases 185 to 643 code for a protein of 152 amino acids.
CCAAGCGAAAAUAUAGUCAAGGGAUAUGCGAGUUGAGAGUGAUUUAUUUGGUAUCAUAUAAUUCUUCCUCUUCUUUUUUUUUUUUUUGCUCCCUAUCAUUAUAUAAAGACACAUCACGUACCUAUCUAGCUACCUAUAUCUUUACAAACUCUCACAAACCAAAGAUUAAUCCAUCCAUUGAAGAAUGAACAACGCAUCCACCUCUGAGUGCAGCAGUGGCUGCGAAUCCGGGUGGACUACGUACUUGGACCACCUCUCCAACUCCACAUAUCCGUACACACACCAACCCAAAGGAUCAGCCAAUGUGCAUGAUCAUGAAGUUGAUGAUGACGACGAUCUUUCUAUGGUCUCGGAUGCCUCAUCGGGGCCUCCCCAUUUGCACCCCCCUCCGCCUCAACGAAAUCAGAAAACUAAAACAAAAGAGACAAAGUUGAAGUCCAAGAAGAAGCAACAUAGCUUGUGCCUUGAUGACACUGCUAGCUCCCCUUUCUUGCAUUUCUCUCAGGGCAAUGCAGUCCCACCUGAAAAUCAUCACUCAAUUUCUACUGCACAUUUUGAGGUGCUUUUGUUACCUCAGUUAAUCAUUUCUUCCCCUUUUUUCACUUGUUGUGAACCAAGAUUUACGCGUUUUCACAUUGUUUAGGAAGAGAGGAUGACAAAAAUGAAAGUGGGAUUCUUCAAAUCAUCAGGUGAGAAUUUGGGUUGAUAUAUAUAUAUAUAUAUUUUACUGACAUGAAAUUUGUUAGCCAACUAGGCCUAAUUUUGGCUUGUGCAUCUUUGCAGGCAGUUUACUGGGAAGAAAAAGGCAGUAACUAAGAAGCCAUAUGUAUUUUUUUUCUUUUUUCUUUUUCUCUGUUUAUUCUGUGCUUCAAUUUCUCAAGAAAUUAAGUGGCAGCUGAAAUUCAAAUCUAAA